AUGGCGUUUUCAGCCGUCGCCAUUGUGUCCUCUUUUCCUUUUAAUUUCUUAAUAAAUCUUCCUCAGAUAAGAACACGAAUACCCACUUAUGACGAUGAUAACACUGUCCUUUACGCAUAUGAACCAAAUAUACAAGUCAAUAAUGUAAGUAACAUUAAUUGCUCUUUGCCAAAUACCAUUGUUGUAUCUGACAUAUCCAACAAUGAGGAGCAACAAAAAGCAGUGUUGAACAUCCUUUCCCAUUGCCAGGUCAUAUAUGAUGCUAUUCAAAACAUGGAUAAGAAGCUUGAUAGGAUGCAUGGAAAGGUUUCAAAAAUCCACCGUUUACAUGUGAAAACUAUGUGGCAAAAUCAUAAACCACUUGGAUAUGCAUACAGAAAUUAUAAUUACCUACUUUCUAGAAAAAAUAGAUACAAGAAAAUGAAAAAAAAGGGGUCUCCCUCUAUAUUCUCCUAUCCUGAAAGUUAUAGUCCAACUUUACCAGUGCGAAGGCAGGAAAAUGAAAGUGAUAUUCAGAUCAACCCCAUAGAUACAUCUUUUCAUUCGGAUGUGCCUUCUGAACCAGAGCAGCUACUCUAUGGGGAGGAGGAGGAGGAGCCGAUCCUUGAGGAGAGCUCACAGGUUCCCCCCAAUUUUGAGUAUUCCUUCAAGCCAUAUUUCUCACCAGAGGAGCCAAUGCCUGGUCCCUCUACAACACCCUGCUUCUCCAGCCCAUGGGCUCCCAGCACUGGCAGUGUUUUCUCCUCUGCCCGAGCUUCCACAACUGUGGCUUCAACAGUGGUGGCCACUGGAGAAGGCAGUCCUUCAAGUAACCCUGACCUGGGAAAUUACGGUUCACUGGAAAAUAAGAGCUUUGGCCAACAAACCAACUCGUCAUCUGUUGGCAGUCCUCCCAGCUUUGGUCAAUAUGAUUUGUCUUUUUUCCUCCCCACUGAAGUUACCAGUUCACCAGUUGGACUUGAAGCGACACAAAAUUUCUCUAAGGAUCCUUCCAACUGGUCAGUGGAAGAAGUGAUACAGUUUAUAGAACAAAUGGAUUCUCAGACAUUCACCCCCCUUGCUGACCUCUUCCGACUUCAUGACAUUGAUGGGAAGGCUCUGCUACUACUCAAAAGCGACAUGAUGAUGAAGUAUAUGGGGCUGACGUUGGGGACAGCUGUGAAACUAUGCCACUACAUUGAAAGGCUUAAACAAGAAAAAUACUUCCACAGUUGAAAAAUGUUUGUGUAAAUGUAGAUUGGGCUUACUUCUGGGGAGACUGAUACCUUCUUGAUAUAAAAUUGUUUUGCUCUUGUUUUAUAGAAGUUUUCUUUAAAAAUACGUUCUAUGAAUCGUAGAACCACAUGACAGUCCAAUCUACUUCUUUAAAAACUGUUUAACGUGUUAGUACUUAAAUAUUCAAAUUAGCCAUUAGUUCUUUAUGUCUUUUUACUUUUUUAAAUUGCACAGUUUACAAAUGGACUUCAGGCAGGAAAUAGAGAAAAACCUCUGAUUCUGAUUGAUCUUUCUUUAUUGAACCAAAACAUCUAAAUCCCAAAGGGGAGAUGUCAGGGAUUGACAACUUCUCUAAAUCCAUGAGAAGUUUUCCUUAGAAGAAAAUUUAAAGAUGCAACUAUAGAUCUCUUCCUCAAAUAUUUUACCUGCCCAUUGCUGCAACAUCCUGUUCAUGUUCUACCAGUUCCCUGAAAGGGAAGAGCCAUGUAAAUUAUUUUCCUCUCUGUUAUUUAUUUCUCUGUAUGUUGUAUUUAUUUGGAUUUAAAGAAAAAAAGUAAGCUUACAGUUUUUCC
Molecule: messenger RNA, 1787 nt
Organism: Choloepus didactylus (southern two-toed sloth)
Lineage: Eukaryota; Metazoa; Chordata; Mammalia; Pilosa; Megalonychidae
Gene: SCML1
Product: Scm polycomb group protein like 1
Exons: 7
Coding region: 1-1215 (404 amino acids)
Molecular function (GO): protein binding
Source: RefSeq, a predicted model, not a curated record